AUGCGUCAAUACUCGCGCGCCGCCGCGGCCACCGUUGCUCUGGCAGCAUCGGCCCGCGCUGCCAACUCAUCUUCCCUUGCGUCUCUCUGUACCGUCUCUCACGUCCAGUCGGCUCUCCCUGCCAAUGGCACUCUGCUCGGUAUUGAUCUAAUCCCUUCGUCCGUGACGGCUAAGACCACCACCGAACGCGGGAGCGAGACUGAGUACUGUGCUGUGUCCGUCUCUUACGUCCACACUGGUACCACCGACGAGAUCGUUCUGAACUACGGCUUCCCUAGCCCUGCCGACUUCAAGAACCGCUUCUAUGUGGCCGGUGGCUUCGGUUAUUCCCUGAGCACCUCCUCUACUGGUGGUCUCGAAUAUGGCGCCGUCGGAGGUGCCACCGAUGCCGGCUAUGGUGCUUUGAACGGCACUACGGUCGACGAGGUCAACCUCUCCGGCAACGGCACUAUCAACUGGGAUCCCAUCUUCAUGUUCGCCUACCAGGCCCUGGGAGAGAUGACCACUGUUGGAAAGCCUCUCACCCGCGCCUUCUAUGGCUUGGCCGAUGAUGCCAAGGUAUACACCUACUACGAGGGUUGCUCUGACGGUGGCCGUCAAGGUAUGAGCCAGAUCCAGCGCUACGGUGAUGAAUACGAUGGUGCCAUCAUUGGUGCGCCUGCGUUCCGUUACGGUCAACAGCAGGUCAACCACCUCUUUUCCAGUGUGGUCGAGCAGACCCUCGACUACUACCCUCCUACCUGCGAGUUGGAAAAAAUUGUUAACGCCACCAUCGCUGCCUGCGAUCCCCUCGAUGGACGCACCGACGGAGUCAUCUCUCGUACCGAUCUCUGCCAGCUCGACUUCAACCUGACUUCUAUUAUCGGCGAACCCUACCACUGUGCUGCUGAAGUCAGUACCUCUCUUGGUUUCAACUUCAACAAGCGCAAUGACGGCACCUCGACCUCCUACACCCCGGCCCAGAACGGAAAUGUUACCGCAGAAGGUGUUGCCGUGGCUCAGACUAUCUACGACGGUCUAUUCAACACUGCCGGUGAACGCGCCUACCUGUCCUACCGUAUCGGGUCCGAAUUUUCGGAUGGCGAGACCGCCUACGACAACAGCACCGGCACCUGGGGUGUGGAUAUCCCCUCUACUGGUGGUGAAUUUGUUACUCGUUUUGUUGAACUUGUUGAACUCAGCAACCUCGAGACCCUCAACAAUGUGACCUAUGAUACCCUUGUGGACUGGAUGAACACGGCCAUGGUCCGCUACAUGGACACUCUGCAAACAACCCUCCCUGACCUGACCACCUUCAAGUCUACCGGUGGUAAGGUCAUCCACUACCACGGCGAGAACGACCCCAGUGUGCCUACUGCUUCUUCUGUGCACUACUGGCAAUCUGUUAUGAGCAUCAUGUACCCCAACCUCGGAUCCUCUAAGGCCAUCGAGCAGAUGAAGGAAUGGUAUCAGCUGUACCUGGUCCCCGGUGCUGCUCACUGCGGUCGCAACACUCUCCAGCCCAACGGUCCUUUCCCUGAAGAUAACAUGGCCACCAUGAUCAAGUGGGUCGAGCAGGAUGUCCAGCCCACCGGUUUGAACGCUACCGUCGAUGCUGGCAAGUACGACGGCGAGGUUCAGUCCCUGUGCCAGUUCCCCAAGCGCCCUGUCUGGAAGAGCAACAAGUGGGAGUGUGAGUCCGAUGACGAGGGUGCUGACACUUUCUACUACACUUUCCCCGCCUUCAAGGUGCCCAUCUACUAA
Molecule: messenger RNA, 1743 nt
Organism: Aspergillus niger
Lineage: Eukaryota; Fungi; Ascomycota; Eurotiomycetes; Eurotiales; Aspergillaceae
Exons: 1
Coding region: 1-1743 (580 amino acids)
Source: RefSeq, a predicted model, not a curated record